Molecule: messenger RNA, 3053 nt
Organism: Camellia sinensis
Lineage: Eukaryota; Viridiplantae; Streptophyta; Magnoliopsida; Ericales; Theaceae
Molecular function (GO): RNA binding
Source: RefSeq, a predicted model, not a curated record
UUCAUUAAAACAAAAACAAAAUUAAUAACAAGUGCAUUUCUGUCUUUGAAAAAAAAUCAUCCCGAUCACCGGAAAAUAUGCCUCUGAAGGCGGCGGCCGCCGCUUGGCGGAGACGGUCUCCCAGAGCCACCGCCAGAAAAUCCACCCGCCCAGUCUCUUCCUCCAUAUCCACCUCCGAUGCUUCCUCUUCUACUCCACCAGUGCCCUCCCCUAAAAUCGAAACCACCUCUGAAUCCAACGCCAAUGAAGUUUCUCCCACAAAACCCCUAGAAACCGCCUCGUUUAUCUCCCCUGAAACUCCCAAAGAAGCUGAGAAGAUUGCUGAGACAAACCCUAAAAAUAGCGAAGAAAUGGGGCGAGAUGAGAAUCCAUAUGAGAAGGUUUAUGAAACCGCUGUGAUUGGAGAUGGUGUGACGAUGGCGACGAAGAAGAAGGGAGCUAAAACUGUGGUGAAGAAGACAGUGAGGGUAGUGAAGAAAGUGGUGAAGAAGAGGGUGCCAAAAAAGGUGCAGGCUUCCUCGUCGAAUGAAGAGUCGGUGAAAUCAGAAGUGGAUAAUGAUGGUCAAAACCCUAAUUCUAGUGUUUUGGGUGCAAUAGGUGUUGAGAAGCCUAAACCUCUUAUGUCUGAUUCAAUGGAAGCAGAGAAUCUUAAGCCUGAUCCUAAUGAUUCUGUGUCGUUGGAAGUCGAAAUUCGUAAUUCUGAUGUCGCUGUUUCGAUGGAAGCUGAAAAUCCUAAUUCUGACCCUGCCAAUUCUAUUUCAAUGGCAGUUGAAGACUCCAUUUAUAAUGUUACUGGUUCAAUGGAAGUUGAUAAGCCAGAGGAGGCUGAGGCUGAGGCUGCUGAAGCAAAAGAUAAUGAUUCUUUGAAUCAUCAAAACUUAUCUGAAGCUCCAGUUUCGGAUUUGAUUGAGGAUAAGAAAAAUGGGAAUGAAGGUGAACUGGUUGUUUCCACAACUGAAGUUCAGUUAGGAGAUCAAAAAGUGGGAUUAGUUCCAAACCAGGGAGAUGAAAUUGAGAUUGAGAAUGUGGAUUCUGAAGGUGAUGAGGGCAAGAAGGGAGCAAAGCAAGAGGUGGAGAAUUGUGAUGUUAGUGGUUUGAAGGGGGAAUUUGGGAUGGGUGAUGGCUUAGUAUUGAGUGCGGAAAUGGAGGCAUUGGAGCGGCGUAAGAGGCGCAAGACUGAGAUUUUCAUUGGUGGGUUGGACAAGGAUGCAAAGGAGGAAGAUGUCAGGAAAGUUUUUCAGCAGGCAGGUGAGAUUGUGGAGGUGAGUUUGGUGAUGAAUGAUAAGACAGGUAAGAAUAAAGGUUUUGCAUUUGUCCAGUAUGCUUCAGCUGCUGAUGCUAUGAAGGCAUUAGCAAAAUUUUCCAAAGUUGAGAUUUGUGGAAAGCAAUGUAGCGCUACACCUGUUGAGGGCAAUGACACAAUUUUUCUUGGUAAUAUUAACAAGAAGUGGAAGAGUGAAGAUAUUGUUAAGCUGUUGCAGGAGUUUGGGAUUGAGAAAAUAGAUCAAGUUACAGUUAUGGCCGAUCCUAGUAACAUUGAGUGUAAUCGUGGCUUUGCGUUUCUUGAACUUGAAACUAGAAGAGAUGCUAAAAAUGCUUACAGGAAACUUCAGAAGAACGUCUUUGGAAAGCUGCAAAAGAUAAAAGUUGCUUGGGCUGAACCCUUGAGUGAGCCAGAUGAAGAAGAAAUGCUUAAGGUGAAAUCAGUUUAUGCUGAAUAUCUGCCCUCCUCAUGGGAUGAAGAGAAAGUGAGAGACUAUUUCAAAAAGUUUGGUGAGAUUGAAAAUGUUACGCUUUCCAGAAAUCUUCAUUCAUCUAGAAGAAAAGACUUUGCAUUUGUUAAUUAUACAACCCGUGAAGCUGCUCUUGCAUGUAUUGAGGCAUUCAAUCGUGAGUCACUGAAUGUUGAGGGUUCCAAGGUAAAUGUGAAGGUAUCUCUUGCAAAACCUUUGCCGAAGGGCAAGCAAGUGAGGCAUGUGCUAAAUCCUGUCAGUAAGGAACCUCCCAAAGAGAAGCCAAUGGCAGCCCGAUCUGUCAUAAUGCCACAUCAACCUAGAACCAAGGGAAAAUCUGCCAGUAGGAACCAUGAGGACAUCCAAGUAAAUAGAAGGUCUUCUUCUACAACAGAUGAACUUGUACAACUCUUGAGACAACAAGCAUCACAGAGGCAGCCACAAACAGGUUUAGGCAUAGCGUCAUUUGAUCAGGGUUAUCCUUACUCUUUGCCCGCAAGGAAGCGCCCUGUUUCUCUAUUGGGAGAUGACCCUCUUUAUUCAGAUCCCAGAGGGUAUCCUCGUGCACGCUUUGAAAGUUCUUUUACAGCUGCGAGCCCAGGUGUAUUGUCCCAGCGUGUUGGUGCGACAUCUUUGCCCUAUUACCGCCAGCAAGGUUCUGGUCAUGCAUCUGGAUCACUUCAUGGGGUUGAAGAUUAUCCCAACAGUUUUCAGACAAGAGGGGCUCCUUACCAUGGAAAUAGUGGCAAAUAUGAUAGAUAUUGAUGGAGGCAUUCACUCAAAGUGCAAGACGCUGAUGAAAUACUCUGGUGAAUGUUCCUGAGCUUUCGCAAUCGACUGAAGUGCAAGUAUGCUGAUGAAAUAGUCCCGUAACAAAUUUGAUUCUUGUAAAUUUUGUUUUCUUAUUUGGACGGUCACAUGCCAGCCAUCUAGUGAAAUUUUGAAGUGUAACCCCACCAUCACCCUUAAUCCCGCCCCUUCCCUCAUCCACAUCUUCAUCCUCGACAAGCUUGUUUCAAGUUACACUAUCUAAACAUAUGGUGAAUGAGAAGACAAUUGAGAGUCUGCAUUAUUAGCAGUAACUUGAUCGGUAUAUCUGGGUGUUUCAGGGCCGUUGAUAGCAAUAGAGUUGGUUAUUCAUGCUGUAAAAGCAAUGGUAGUAUUCCCUACUAGCAUUGAAUGUUUAAGACUUUGUAUUUUAGGAUGGCUCAACAUAACACUGUUUUUGUGCCCUGAUCUUGCAAAAUUUAUGUACAUAUAACAGGAGCUGGUGUUGGAAUGACCUAAUUGACCUGGAAAUAUUUACUUGAGUUACUCUCU